AUGGAAACAUCAAGAAGUGAGUACGAGUUUUGUCGGAAGAUUUUGGAUAACUAUGAUAAAUACAACAAUUCUUUAAAGAAUUAUCAAGCAUGUAACCAUGAUAGAAGUAAGGAAAGAGAAUUAUUUGAGAGGCCUACCACUGAUAAGCUAAAUGCUAUUAGAUUAUUCUGUGACGAAGGAAAUGCUAAAUAUCAAAAUAACGAGAUUGAAGAAGCAAUAUUGGAGUAUAAGAAUGCACUCAUCUACGUAGAUUACACUUUUCCUGAAGACAAAACUCUAGAAGAAGAAUAUAACAAACUUAUUACACGUAUUCAUCUCAAUUUAUCUGCAUGCUUUUUAAAAAUUAAUGAAUUUAAUAUGGUUAUUCUUCACUGUAAUAAUGUACUAAAAAACGAUCCUAAUAAUGUUAAAGCAUUAUAUAGACUUGCACAAGCUUAUAUAAAUAUUUACGAACAUAAAAAAGCUAUAGAAAUUAUUAAUAAUGUUUUAUCCAGUAAUAAUGAUGAUAAAUCUGCCUUUAUUAAGUUAAGAAAUGAUAUUAUCUUGAUUGAAAAUAAAUACAAGAAUUCCAACAGUGAAAAAUAUAAAGGAUUAUUUAAUAAAAAACCGAACUGUUAA
Molecule: messenger RNA, 618 nt
Organism: Cryptosporidium ubiquitum
Lineage: Eukaryota; Apicomplexa; Conoidasida; Eucoccidiorida; Cryptosporidiidae
Exons: 4
Coding region: 1-618 (205 amino acids)
Molecular function (GO): protein binding
Source: RefSeq, a predicted model, not a curated record